CCGCGCGGCCUUGGCGGCGCUGCGCCCGCCGCGGGCAUGCCUCACAGAACUGAGCUGUAUCAGGAUGUUCCAUCAACACGCUGGCCUAUCGUAUAUUCUCCAGACUACAACAUCACCUUCAUGGGACUUGAGAAACUGCAUCCUUUUGAUGCAGGGAAAUGGGGAAAAGUAAUUGAUUUCUUGAAAGAAGAAAAGCUAAUUGUAGAUGACUUGAUUGUACAGGCACAAGAAGCUACUGAAGAAGAUCUCUUGGUUGUUCACACAAGGCGUUAUCUUAAUAAAUUAAAGUGGUCAUUUGUUGUGGCUACAAUUACAGAAAUUCCACCAGUCCUGUUUCUUCCAAAUUUCCUUGUUCAGAGAAAGGUUUUGAAACCUCUUCGAACCCAAACAGGAGGAACGAUAAUGGCAGGAAAACUUGCUAUUGAUAGAGGCUGGGCAAUUAAUGUGGGAGGUGGUUUUCAUCACUGUUCAAGUGACAAAGGUGGAGGAUUUUGUGCAUAUGCUGAUAUUACACUGGCUAUUAAGUUCUUAUUUGAAAGAGUACAAGGAGUGUCUAAAGCCACAAUUAUUGAUCUGGAUGCUCAUCAGGGAAAUGGCCAUGAGAGGGACUUUAUGGAUGAUAACAGGGUAUAUAUUAUGGAUGCAUACAAUAGAUACAUUUACCCAGGGGAUGGAUUUGCYAAACGUGCCAUAAAACGCAAGGUGGAGUUAGAGUGGGGUACAGAGGACACAGAAUAUCUUCAGAAGGUACAAACUCAUGURGAAGGAGCAUUAAAUGAAUUAAAACCUGACAUCAUUGUUUAUAAUGCUGGGACAGAUAUUCUAGAUGGUGAUCCAUUGGGAGGACUUGCUAUUUCGCCUCAGGGAAUUGUGAAACGAGAUGAAAUAGUAUUCAAGGCUGCCAGACGCCGCAGAAUCCCCAUCUUGAUGGUGACGUCUGGGGGCUAUCAGAAGAGGACAGCACGGAUUAUCGCGGAUUCUGUUAUUAACUUGCACAACCUGGGGCUUAUUGACAAGGAUCUAGCAACCAGCGGAGCUGAAAAUCCUAAGGUAGAACAGAUGCUUAGAAAAUGUACUAAAGACUUAACCGGUUUGUCAUUGCAAUGACAAGAUCCUAAAUAUUAGGAAUCAACUUACUGUUUCAGGCAUAGGAGGUCUCUACAUCAUUAACAGGGUUAAUAUAUUUUUUAAAAAAAGGACUUAACUUGCCUUUAAAAUAAUGAAGUAUAUGGUCACAGAAUAACUGUAUUUGUUACCUGAACUGAUCUUGAAGAAAGGCAACCUGUUCUUGUGAACUUAGACUUCCACUGAAGAACACUGUCUUUUCAGUUUAUGACUUUACUGUAGAAAAGUUUUAAUUGCUUCUCCUAUUGUUAUGAAUUUUCUGAUAUGUUUAAAGAGCUAUGUAGUUAUCAAAGGUCUGUCCCUACAUUUUGGAUUGAUUUUGACAGCAGUGGGAGAAAUAUGAACUCAACUUGUAACUUUUUAUUUCAUAGUUAUGUUUUAUUUUUUGAAAAUUGUAAGAAUUCUGUGCAGUUUUCAACUGUUAGCUUAAUGCAGGUUUAUGUGCAAUACUAUGAAAAAUGGUUCAAAUUGUUUUUAAGCCAUAAACAUUUAGAAUGAAAGUUUAUUAAUUUCUAAUUUAUUCCUAUUGUUGAUGGUGAAUUCAAUCCUACUUUAUAAACAACUUCAGAACAGGAAUAUGAAAUUAUGUUGAUAUGCAAAUGUCCCAAAGGGUUCAGCAUUAGCAGUCUGUUUUCUGCAUCUCUGGAAAUGAGGCCUGCAUGUAAAAGACAAUUUCUAUGCACUGAAAAUUGCAUCAUAAUUUUAGAAUUUUGAAGUCUUGUAGAAAAUAAAACUAGGGGAAGUUCAGAGAACCUCUUGUUGUAAUAAGAUGGUACUAACCAGCCUGUCAUGUGUAAAUCAUCAUUAGAGAGUUCAUUUUGAUUUUCUACUAGUUGUAAUCAUAGUUGUAGUCAGUUGAUAAUCAAAUGUUUCAUAUUUAGAAUAAAAAUACUGUGAAAUUACUACAUUAAGCUUACAUGAUAACUAUGUGAGUUUUUAGGAAACACUAUCAUUUGGGAACAAAAUGUGUUCAAAAGAAAAUUGCAUGCAUUAACAGCAAAGUUUAUUUUAUAUUAGAUUGUGGCAUUAGGUCAUAAAUUCACUAAAAUGUAUAUUUUCAGGACCUUUUUAAUUUCUAAGCAUUUACUUUUAGUACAAGUUUCAUGUGCUAAGGUUCCUCCCUUAAAAAGGGACACUAGCAUUUUUCUCAUGGUAGUAGAAUCAGU
This is a messenger RNA of Nothoprocta perdicaria, 2291 nucleotides long. RefSeq names its product histone deacetylase 11 (gene HDAC11). The transcript has 10 exons. Gene Ontology annotation, molecular function: histone deacetylase activity. The record is from RefSeq and is a predicted model, not a curated record. Bases 37 to 1107 code for a protein of 356 amino acids. NCBI's taxonomy places the organism in Eukaryota, Metazoa, Chordata, Aves, Tinamiformes, Tinamidae.